Molecule: messenger RNA, 1855 nt
Organism: Rhagoletis zephyria (snowberry fruit fly)
Lineage: Eukaryota; Metazoa; Arthropoda; Insecta; Diptera; Tephritidae
Source: RefSeq, a predicted model, not a curated record
UGUAUGCAUAGCAUAGUAACGGAGAAAAGCUUUCGCCGGCCGCUCAAUGUUGGUCGGUCGAUGCGGUGAUGGUCAUGACAGCUACGCCUGAAAAUGCAGCCAAUGAAGAGUUUUGAAAUUACAACCAAAGCGAACCGAUGAUCAUUGGACAAAGUGCAGCCGAGGAGUAAACAGUCGCGAACGGCAAGACUACAGACAAUGUGAAGUGCCGUGGGCGAAAGAAAAUGAAAGUGAAAAAAAGAUUUAAAAAUGUGUGAAGAAAACAGAAACAUAAAACAAAGAUAAAAACGUAAGUGAAGAUAAAUGAAGGUGCGAAGUGAAAAAAUUGUAAAGCGUUGUACACAAAACAAGUUACAUUUUUGCAAGCCAACAACAACAACAACAAUACCAAAAAUCUACUGCGCGUUAAGCGUAAAAUCAAUCGAACGGAAAACAUUUGAUUUUCCAAGCAGCCAAGUCAAAGUUAUUUUCGUAACUAAAUUGCGAAACGUAGUAUUCGAGAAGAAAUAAAUAUAUAAAUAACGUAAAGCACAUUGGAAUUUCUUCCGUUCCAUCAUUUUUCCGCAAUUUUCCUGCGCCGCAAAACUGGAAAUUUUCUAACAUAAAUUGUGCAUGUUCGCUUGGAAUUACCAGUAUUUGACUGAAAAAUUAAAUAUGCAAAGCGUUCAAUUCGGCUUAUGCGUGGCGCGCGCGUGACCAAAUUGUGGCAGACCCAACAAACACACCCAAAAUUGUCAAAUGAGUCCGAUAUAACGGCGAAGUUUCGAAAAGGAAGGGUAUAUUAGAAAAAUAGCGCAUCGACAAAACAAGUGGAAGCAAAAUAUUAACACAAAUAUUUGAAAGCUUUUUUAUAAAUUAAAUUUGCAAGGAAGAAGUCACGAUUUUUUUGCUUACAAAUGUUUGCUUGAACUAAGAAGCUUCCCGUAUUCUACCUCUAAAAAAAUAUGGGACAGGAGAUAUCUCAACAAAGGAAAUGCAGCAUUGUUAGACGACACAAAUCACACCAACAAGUACCGCAAUCUCACCAACCACAUCCGCAACGAGAAAUAACGAAAAAUCUCAAACCAGCCUCCAACUUCACUUCGUGUAACGGCAAAUACACCAGACACUCACAAGACUUUAGCAGUAUUUAUGCGCCCUCUUCAAGCAUAUCGACGGCGUCCUCCAGUUCCACCGACGACGAGCACUAUCGCCUCCGACAAAAAUACAAUCUAAAUAAGCAAACGUAUGAGAAAUCUCGCAUAGCCAAAAAGCUCAGUCUUAUCAGCAGCACCACCGACCAAAGCACCAGCACCUGCAAUACAUCAAUUUCCGCCACAUCCGGCACCUACCAAAAUACGCAACCCAGCGAAGCCACGACAUACAAAAAUAUUGAACGAAAACCCAGUCAACAUAAGCGAAAAGAUUCCUCAAGCACCGAUAGUGGCAUUUACUACGCCUCCUGCCAUUGCACCUCCUCUUUUCUCUCCUCUUCAGCUACCUCCACGUCAUCACUGUGCUCGACUAGCCCCUGCGUUUGCUCCACUUCCGUCGCAUCUUCAUCGAAUCUUUCCCGCUCGUCUCUCAAUCAUAAAAAGAACUACCUUUGUCGGCACUUGUAUAUCAAAUCUUAUCUGGAUAUUUUGGAGGAGGACGAGAAGGCACGCGCUCAGUUCAAGUCAGCGCGACCUGGUGGCAUUCGCAAUUACAAACCCAAGAUUUUGAGUGAGACUGUACUGUCAACCAGUGCGCCACACAGUACUGGAUUCAGUAUCAGCAGUAGUAAUUUGAAGUUACGUGAGAAGUGCAGAGAGGAUCCUUGGAUUUGACAAUUACUGAAAAAUGGCGUUUGGCACAAUGACAUCUUUGCUUGGCA